Molecule: messenger RNA, 2257 nt
Organism: Pollicipes pollicipes
Lineage: Eukaryota; Metazoa; Arthropoda; Thecostraca; Pollicipedomorpha; Pollicipedidae
Exons: 7
Coding region: 1558-2055 (165 amino acids)
Source: RefSeq, a predicted model, not a curated record
GCCAGGAGCUACCACUCGUCCUACAUGACGCCCUCCAGAACGAGCCGCUAUGUGCCGCCGCCCAGGAUCACUACCACCUACUCCAGCGAACUGCACCCUCGCUAUCCCAGGAGCAGCGACGUUAACGAGAGGGUGGUGAAGCGAGUGGAGCGAGUUGUCGAGACCUCGUCGUCCACGCCCCGCUUCUAUUAGAUCCUCCCCACACCACGCCUUCCCAGACCCCGCCCUCUACCUUUGCAUGCUGCUAACCGCAUUUUGAGUAGUUGAAACGUUUCUGACUAAACUAGUUUCGUAUAGAUUUACGGCGUGUUUGGGAGGUACGUAGGUCCACGGUCUCCAAAGGGAAGGCAUUGCGAGUUUGAAUGAAGGAACACCCCCAAAGCUAGUUUUUGCCUUGGGAGUAGUAUGCAUUAUUCUUUUUUUUGCUUUAAAAUUUACAAAUGUUCUACGCCAUCGACUUUUAGUGGGUCUGGGAAGUUUCAACAGUCUGCUACUGGCUUUCUGUAAAUAUGGCUAUUAUUAACCCGACUUUUGGGUAAGUCAUAUUUCUCGACACAAAAUCACUUUAACACGCCAGGUACGUAGGUACGGGUACGGUGGGUUGGGAGGUACGUAUGUCCACGGUCUCCAAAGGGAAGGCAUUGCGAGUUUGAAUGAAGGAACACCCCCAAAGCUAGUUUUUGCCUUGGGAUUAGUAUGCAUUAUUCUUUUUUUUUGCUUUAAAAUUUACAAAUGUUCUACGCCAUCGACUUUUAGUGGGUCUGGGAAGUUUCAACAGUCUGCUUCUGGCUUUCUGUAAAUAUGGCUAUUAUUAACCCGACUUUUGGGUAAGUCAUAUUUCUCGACACAAAAUCACUUUAAAACGCCCCCACGUCAACCUGCUGGGCAAUACCUGAAAAUUACUCUUCCAACGGAGUGGCCAGAUCGCGGUCUCCAUGAAGUCCUCAGCAAAUGUCUUCCUGACGACUUCGUAGUCAAACACCUGACACACACGGAGCCCUCGAGAGCACGAGGGAUGCAUGCACCAUCAGACAUCCUCUACAUUCUCUAACUUCCAGCGAUAAGCGUCGUUCACACGAAGCCAGCUGCCAUCUAUCUCGCAGAAUCCACACGUCGGCACGUCGUUCUAUUUCGUCUCGGCCUCGGCUGAGAACGGUAACGUUAUGUUUCGUCUCGGCCUCGGCUGAGAACGGUAACGAGCGCAUCCGAAUGAGCUUAUUGGCGUCUCCACGGAGCCGUGCCGCGUCCCAUCGUCCUUUGUGACCUGCCCAGCCUGCCAUCCGGCCAUUUUUUAGCCAAUUUCCGCCGGCGGCCGCCCCGACCUCGUCCUGGUCGCCAUGGCAACCGUCCGACCCGACCGCCGUCGCCCUCGGCCGGCGGUCCGCCGGCCCGGCGCAGCCCUCAGGCGCUUCCCGUGUAACCCGGGGUCGUGUACUGCAGGGUGAGGAGGACGAUAGCGACCCGGUGCCCACGGCGGGCAGCUACCUGAGGAGCGUCCCGACUGUGGCCCACCAGCGCCUGACUCCAGUCUCCGUGCCGGCUUACUCGUCGCCGGCAAUGCCGUACUAUCUGUGGGAGCCGGAGGAUGUCGUGGUGCUGCCGCGCCGGCGCACCCUCGCCCGGUUGUCGGACGAGCUCGACGACGACCCCGUGCUGAAGUGGUACGAGGACCGCAUCCACCACGCGCAGGCCGAGGCCAUCGCCAACGCCAACAAGCGCAUCAGUGACCUCUGCACGCCGCGGCCCCGCCACAUCUCGGUCGUGCCGCCAUACACGCCCAAACGCUACAAGGAGCCGGUCAGCUCGCAGUACAAGUACAGCAAGUACCGACCCCCGAUCACCGAGGACAUGAAACCCAUCCGGCGAAACAUCGAGAUCAAGUCACGCUUCGACAAGGCGCAGAGCGCCGCCCAGAACGAUUACAAGCGAAUGGGGGACUGUGCUGAACGUUCCACGGAACAGAGCGCGUCCAACAUCAAGCCCGGGGCUCCAGAGACGUCAGCUCAGGAGAACUAUUGUAACGGAGAGGCGCACGAAGAUCAAACUAAUGAAUAGGUCAUCAAUGACUGCUGGGCUGCCACGCCGAAGUCCGGCACUCGGCUUCAUCAAACUUGCGAUAAAAGUGUCCUUUCGGAGCUGUUGCCGUGUACUGCGGUCACUUUUCUGUCUCUAUAACAGUCAUGUCCAUUUCCACUGUCGCUAUGCUUUCACUAAGUCUAUGUCACGAAGCUUUAAUAAAACACGAAAGCCUCCUUCA